This is a messenger RNA of Aspergillus homomorphus CBS 101889, 1907 nucleotides long. RefSeq lists its product as uncharacterized. The transcript has a single exon. The record is from RefSeq and is a predicted model, not a curated record. Bases 319 to 1656 code for a protein of 445 amino acids. Lineage: Eukaryota; Fungi; Ascomycota; Eurotiomycetes; Eurotiales; Aspergillaceae.
CAUUGAUGCCUGAUAGAUGUGAGGUGUCGAGUGUUCUGCCUGGGGCCGCCGGCAUCACAUGCACUUCUCCGCAUUCCGGGAGAUUCAGCUUUCCCCAAGUAGAAGUUCAACAGCAGAUCAUUCAUCCACUCUCGCUUCAACCUCUGCCUCUUUCCAUGCAACGGUCAAACCUAUCUGUUAUAUUUGCCGUUCACUCAGAUGGUGGUGGAAGGUCGCUUUCGACCCGACCUCUGAUCUAGUACCAGCCUCUAUGUAGCCCACGUCGACCACCCAUCUCCACCCACAUCGAGCACAACUAGCACUGCCUCUACCGUCUUCAUGUCCGUCUCUAUAUCCGGUCUACUCACGCUACUAUUGUUGGCCAUUAUCUCAAUACCCCUGGUGAUAACCGCCUGGAUCACAAUCAGCCUCUCGCUGCUGGCUCUAAUAUUCAGGCUACUCAUCGUCUACCUGGAACUAUGCUUCGCCAUCAUCGCCAACUUCUUCGUCAUCCGGACAGCGACUAACAUCUCAUUGUUGAACCUCUCUGCAUCCGAGCCCUCAACACCAGCAGCGAUCACCCCGAAAAGACUCUCCGUAGACCAUGGGGCCACCAAGCCGCUCCCCACAGUGAUAUCCCAGCACCAUAGCCAUCACCUGGCACACUCUCUGUCCCGCGCUCAAAACAAACGUCCCAGCUACGUCACCCGGACCAACAGCGCCUCCACCUCCACCUCCUCCGACCAACAAGGCGGUGGUAGUCCGACUCGCAUCCAGAGAGAAUCCAACGGCCAUGGCCACCCCGGCGCCCACCACCUUCCCUCCCCGGCCCCGGGCCUUCUCAGCCUCAUCAGCGGCGACUCGGGCCGGGACUUCGAAGGACUCGGCGGCUGGCGCUCACCAUCAAGUACCGCCAGGUACGCAGGUCAUCUCUCGGGCACGGCGUCGCCCUCGCCCAACGGCACUAUCAGGGAGGACAGCAACAAUAACAACAACAAUGACUGCGGCGAGGACGACACCGACGGCGACGACGAGCGAGCCUGGCUGUCCAUUAACCAGCGCCUCGAGCUCCCCUCGCAACCACUGACCCUUCGCAGCAACAGCAGCUGUACCUCGGAGCUCUUCGAUCCCUCGUCGUCCCCAAUUUUCUGGCGACAGCGACGCCCAUCGCAAGAGUAUCCGCAUGCCCACCGACAACGCCACCACCACCGCUCCGCAACCACAUCCUCUCUCCAAGCGUCCAAGCCCUCCACCAGCUCCCUAUCCUUAUCUCUAUCCAGCCGACCUGAUCCUGGGUCCACAGAACCCCGCAGUCUCAGGGCUGCUCUCUCCCCAUCAUCCUCGAUCCAGCAGCUACCCCCCACAUUCACGGAGCCAGUUCCCGGAGAUGGGGCGGCUCGCACCCCCAUGACGGUGAUGAACGGGCACUCGUCGGGUGCUUCAGCAGCAUCAGCAGUGGUCGACGGGCCUCCGGGUGGUGGCGGUGGAGGAGGAGGCUACUUCAACGCAAAACCCGUCAGCAGGGCCAGUUCCAGCGCAUCCACCACCCCGAACCUCGAAGGAGGCCAGUCGCCCAGGCCUCCAGGGAAGUCGAUGGUGCAUUACACGACGGGCCUACGCUAUCGCCGCAGAAGUAUAUCCGGACCGAACUCAGGAAUUCAAUUCCUGAGGUCGUAGUGGCACGCGGCUUGAUUUAGUAGUGUGUGUGUGUGCGUGCGCAUGUUUCCACCCACGAUGACUUUCUCCAAAUGGCUGGCGACCCGUGUUUUAUAAAUGCUAUUCAGGCGAUAUCCAUGAAUCUUGAAUCAACAUUUCACAGGUCGGCGGGUAACAUGCACUUCAUGAUGAAACGAGUAUACGAGUUAACGAAUCUUUUUAUGAGUGUUUUCGAUCCGCCAAACAGAAACCAAAUCUGACUUGAAAAGAAA